Asparagus officinalis (garden asparagus) is the source of this 2950-nucleotide messenger RNA. RefSeq names its product glycerophosphodiester phosphodiesterase GDPDL6-like. The record is from RefSeq and is a predicted model, not a curated record. The transcript has 9 exons. Gene Ontology annotation, molecular function: glycerophosphodiester phosphodiesterase activity. Lineage: Eukaryota; Viridiplantae; Streptophyta; Magnoliopsida; Asparagales; Asparagaceae. Gene Ontology annotation, biological process: lipid metabolic process. The coding region runs from base 503 to 2764 and encodes 753 amino acids.
UUGCAUUCCAACGGCUAGACGAGGAAAUAGAAAUGAGAAAACCCUAGGAAAAGGCGGGAGAGGAUCGAUCCACGGGAAAUGACUCGAAAAAAAAGGAAAAAUAGGAGAAAAAAAUUGAAUGAGAGAGGAAACGAAAUGAAUCGAUCGAUGAACACGAAGCCGUCGCAGGGAGCGGGAGUUUCGAUCGGGCGGUUACAAAUAGGAAUAAUUACUAAAAUUGGGAACGAUCGAGAGAGAUUUAAGGGCGACAGUUCAAAAGCCAAACAAAUUUCUACAGGUCAUGCGAAGUUUCUGUCCUCACAAAUUUUUAUAUUCUUUUUUCGUUUUUUUCCCCUACUUAGGGAUCCUCAUCUUUCUCUUUAAAACACGAUCUGGGUGGCUCCUCUUUUUGAUUUACGAUCACAAGGUGGUUUUUUUUUUCAAUUUUACUUAAUAAAUUAUGGUUUCGGUUUCGUUCAAUUUGGAAUGACUGUUGUGUUGAUAAUCUAGGGUUUGGAGGAUAAUGAUAAGGGGCUUCUUCUUGAUUCUCUUGUUGAUCCAUGGAGCUGCAGCUGCUGCGAUCCCUGCAGCUAAUAAUUCUCCCAAAUGGCCGACAUUGAGCGGAAAUGCUCCUUUGGUCAUAGCACGUGGAGGGUACUCUGGGCUCUUCCCAGAGUCGACGGAAUUCGCCAACAAGUUUGCAAUGAUGAGUAGUGUGGAGAAUGUUGUACUUUACUGCAACUUGCAAUUGGCAAAAGAUGGUGCUGGUCUCUGCAAGACAGAUAUCCGGCUGGAUAACUCCACGAACAUUGCCACAGUAUUUCCCAAAGGACAGAAGACGUACAAUGUGAAUGGUAAGAGCAUCACUGGAUGGUUUGCAGUGGAUUUUACUGGUGACGAACUUAAUCAAGUCAGUGUGUCUCAGAAUAUCCUUUCUCGACCAAGUGCAUUUGAUAUGACCAGCCCAAUCCCUUUGAUUGGAGAUGUUAUUUCUGUCCAGCCCCCUGCAAUUUGGUUGAAUGUUCAGUUCAACUCAUUCCUGAAGGAGCACAAUUUAGAUGCAGGGCAAUUUAUAUCAGAAGCAUUAAAAGAGGCUGGAAUCGGCUUCAUCUCCUCCCCAGAAAUUAAUUUCUUAAAAGACAUUGGAGGAAGUUACAAAGGGAGCAAGACAAAGCUCAUUUUCCGUUUCCUAGAACAGGAUGCUGUUGAACCUUCAACUAAAUCAACAUAUGCCUCUCUACUAAAAGAUCUGAACAAUAUCAAGUCAUUUGCUUCUGGGAUCCUUGUUCCCAAGAACUAUAUAUGGCCUGUUGGUUCAGAUCAGUACCUAGGCGCUGCAACAACUCUAGUCGCAGAUGCUCAUAAACUGGGACUUGAAGUUUAUGCAUCUGGUUUUGCAAAUGAUGCCCCUGCAAGCUAUAAUUACAGCUAUGAUCCGAUUGCCGAGUAUUUGCAGUUUGUUGAUGGUGCAGAUUUUUCGGUUGAUGGUGUGCUCACAGACUUCCCUUCCACUGCAUCAGAAGCUAUAGCUUGUUUUGCUCAUAACAAGGAUGCUCCACCUAAAAAAAAGAACCCGCUCAUUAUAACACACAAUGGUGCAAGCGGGGUCUUUGCUGGAUGCACAGAUCUUGCUUAUCAGAAGGCAGUAGAGGAUGGGGCUGAUGUAAUUGAUUGUUCUGUUCAAAUGUCGAAGGAUGGAAUUCCAUUCUGCUUGGAUUCAGCUGACCUUAUGGGUGAUACGACUGCAAUGACUACUUUUAUGUCCCGAUCCUCCGAGGUCCCCGAAAUACAGAAGAACAAAGGAAUCUUCUCAUUUGAUCUCACAUGGAGUGAGAUCCAGAGCUUGAAAUCGCAACUGACUAGCCCCUUCUAUCAAGCUGGACUUUUAAGAAAUCCUGCAGCAAAAAAUCAAGGCAAGUUGAUGACUCUGGAUGACUUUCUGGAGUUUGCUAAGAAGAGCACUCUACAAGGUAUCUUAAUCAGGAUACAGAAUGCUGCUUUCCUUGCAUCUCAGAAGGGUCUUGGUAUAGUUGAUGCAGUCUCCUCGGCCUUGACUAAAGCCACUUAUGACAAAGUGGCCAAUCAGCAAGUAUUUAUCCAGUCUGAUGACACCUCAGUUCUCUCUGUAUUCAAGACCUCUCCCAGCUACAAGCGAGUCCUUUUUAUCGAAGAGACAAUAAGUGAUGUUCCGAAGCCUUCUGCGGAUGAGAUCAAGAAGUUCGCAGACUCAGUUACCAUCACAAGAUCUUCCAUUUUUAAGUUCACAGACUCCUUCCUCUCUACUACCUACAAUGUGGUGAAAGAAAUGCAUGCAGCCAACAUCUCUGUUUAUGUGGAAGUACUGAGGAAUGAAUUCAUGGCGGUGGCAUUUGAUUUCUUCUCUGAUCCUAUGGAGGAACUUGCAAGUUUUAUCGCUAGUCAGGGGGUGGAUGGAGUUAUCACAGAAUUCCCAAAAACUGCUAACGCCUACCUGAGGAGUCCAUGUGCUGAUCCAAACUCCAAACCCUACUCCAUCUUCCCAGUCCAAGCUGGAGAUCUCCUAUCGUUGGUCCCAUCGGGUGCCCUAAGUCCAGCUGAAGCCCCUGCAGCCGUCCUAGAAUCUGCCAGCAUCGCGGACCCACCACCACCACUGCCACCUGUCAGUGCCAGCUCAUCAUCAGGUUCAGCUUCGGGGCCCAAUGCCAAUUCCAGCGGCCAGCCACGAGCGAACCAGCCACGAGCGGAAGUUCUGGGUGUUCUUUAUCUCUUCAUGGCAGUGCUCAGUUUGGUGUACUAUAAUGUCUAGUGAUACGUACGUGUUGAUAUCCUUAAUCGGUUUCGUUUGUUGUGAAUGUUCUUGUUGUUUAUGGUAAAUUUGUCGGUUGGGUGCUGAGUGUGAGUGGUGUAUUAGAUGGUUGUUGCUGGGUUACACACUGUGAUUGUCUUUUAUUUUGCUAGUAGCGUUACGCAUGUGAUUCAUGUUUUCACCGUA